This is a messenger RNA of Hansenula ciferrii, 546 nucleotides long. RefSeq names its product Rsa3p (gene RSA3). Bases 1 to 546 code for a protein of 181 amino acids. The record is from RefSeq and is a predicted model, not a curated record. Gene Ontology annotation, cellular component: preribosome, large subunit precursor. The transcript has a single exon. Lineage: Eukaryota; Fungi; Ascomycota; Saccharomycetes; Phaffomycetales; Wickerhamomycetaceae. Gene Ontology annotation, biological process: ribosomal large subunit assembly.
AUGAGCAAAAUAAUACCGAAAAAUGAUAAAGAAGUGAAGCAAAAAGCAAAUAGAAGAAGAAGAAAGAAGAGAAGAACUGAAGAUUUCUCAGAUUCUUCAGAUUCUUCAUCCUCAUCAAGUUCAGAAAGUGAAGAUGAAGAAAAAGAUGAUGAAGAACAACAAAAAGAAGCUAAUAUUGAUGAAGAAGGUGAUUUAGCUGUGCUUUCAGAUAGUGAAAUAACUCCAAUUAUUGAAAAUAAAAAAGCAGAAGAAGAUUUCAAAAAUAUAAAGAACAAAUUAAAAACUGUUGAACUUACGAAAACACCUUUAAACUAUUCAUCAAAGAAUAUAAAUUUAAAUCAAGUUGAAAGUCUAAUAAAUCAAGGUAAUAAACAAUUAGAAAAUGAUUAUUUAGGAUUGAUGUUCGAAAAUUAUGGUGAUGAUAUUGAUGAAGUUAGAAAAGCACCAGAUUUUAAUGAAAGAAGUUUAACAAUUCUAGCUAAUGUGUUGAAGAAUGGUAGUAACAUAUUUGAUGAAGAAACUUUGAGAGCUGUUGUUGGUAAAUGA